Molecule: messenger RNA, 1423 nt
Organism: Pangasianodon hypophthalmus (striped catfish)
Lineage: Eukaryota; Metazoa; Chordata; Actinopteri; Siluriformes; Pangasiidae
Gene: mfap2
Product: microfibril associated protein 2
Exons: 9
Coding region: 136-579 (147 amino acids)
Biological process (GO): embryonic eye morphogenesis
Cellular component (GO): microfibril
Source: RefSeq, a predicted model, not a curated record
AGGGGAAGUGGGCGGGGCCAGAAUGCGGCGCCGGUGGGCGGGGCUUCAGCCUGUCAAUCACAGGCUAGCGGAGGCGCAGAGACACUCGGCAGGACUUUGCUGGAAGCGUGAGGAAGAGCGAGAGACGUCUGCACCAUGAGAGCCUGCGUCCUCUUACUGCUGGGGCUGCCUGUCCUGAUGGCACAGCAGACGCCUGACUUGGACUACAGAGAUCAAUUCGAUUACGGCCACAUUACAGAGUUCGCACCACAGCUGCAAGGAGGACAGACCGAAGUGGAACUUCAGACGGAACCCACAGAACCCGGACCGCUGGACUGCCGUGAGGAAAAGUAUCCCUGCACCAGACUCUACUCCGUCCACCAGCCGUGUAAACAAUGUCUCAACAACAUGUGUUUCUACAGUCUGCGCAGGGUGUAUGUUAUUAAUAAGGAGAUCUGUGAGAGGACUGUUUGUGCCCAUGAGGAGCUGAUCAAAGCUGAUCUGUGUCGUGAUCAGUUCCCGCGCUGUGCUGUUGCUGCUCUGACUGGUCAGUGUGGCUCACUUGGGGGCAGCUGUGGAAAAAGCUGCAGAGGCUGUUAAAGACAUGUACACACACACACACACACACACACACACACACACAUUACCUGAACAGAUACUGUUAGCUAUAAGCUAUAAACAUCCCUCACAUUUGUAAACACCUCCUUGUUCGAGGGCAAACUCACCUCCACUCGUUUACACACACCUCCUCUUCACGAUCACGUCUUCAUCUUCCUCAUAAACCCGGCACGUGUGUGCUUGUGUGAAUGGUUUAGCCGUCACCUGCGGCCGAGUGUGUGUGCAGUACAGAAGCACCGAUGCUGUAUAAAUAUUACUGAAGUGUGGCUCACUCGUCUCUGUGUGAAUGGAUGAAUUUAUAUAAACCUGUAUUUACGUUUGUACUCCUUUUAUAAAUCCUUAUGACUGUAUGAAGUCACUGGUGCUGUAGAACCCGGUGCUAUGGAGGCUGACGGAGAGCACAGGAACAGCUGGAGGAACUUUACGUUUUAAACUGUUACUGUAAAACUGUAUCACUUUGUACUGUCACGUGUUAUUAUUGUGUUACGUUUGUUCUUGAGCUUGACAUAUAACUGCUUUUUUAUAUACUGAUCCCAGAUCAGAUCUAUACCCAGUUUUCACUGCUCACUUGUUUAAUAUAGCACCAAACAAGCAGUUUUAUUAUUAUUAUGCUAAUGAGAAACACGCUACAGGACCUCCUGAGGCGUUACAAAUACCUGAUCAUCAUCAAUACAAUACAAAGUAAUGAAAAAGGACAAAACAUCAUCACGACCCAAAACUCUGGAAUUGUUAAGGAUUCAGGAACACUGCUCAGAUUCUGCUCCUUCUUACAAAGUGUACAACUAUGCAAAUAAGAAACUAAAUAAAUACAUUUAAUACCAUGAAA